AUGAGGGGUGCAAUCGUCUUUGGCGGCACUUCGCAUCCCAAGCUCGUCGAGGGCAUUUGCGACAGGCUGGGCAUGAAGCCAGGCUCGGCAACCCUGGGCAAAUUUAAAAAUGGAGAGACUUCAGUCACGAUUCAUACCUCGAUCCGAAACAAGGAUGUCUUCAUCGUCCAGAGCGGAAGCGAGAAAAUCAACGACUCGGUCAUGGAGCUGCUGAUUAUGAUCUCGGCCUGCAAAGGCGGCUCUGCAAAGUCGGUCACAGCUGUCAUGCCCUACUUUCCCUACUCGCGCCAGUCAAAGAAGAAGCAGCACCGUGGCGCCAUCACCGCCCGCAUGGUCGCAAAUCUCUUGCACAUUGCCGGCGUCAGCCACGUCAUGACGAUUGAUCUACACGCUUCGCAGAUGCAGGGCUUCUUCAAGUGCCCCGUCGACAACCUCGUCGCCGAGCCCCUCAUCGCUCGCUGGAUACGCGUCAAUGUGCCCAACUGGCGGGAGGCCGUGGUCGUCAGCAAGAACCCGGGCGGUACAAAGCGUGUGACGUCGCUGGCCGACGCGCUGAAGCUCAGUUUCGGCAUUGUGACAACCGACCGGCGCAGGGCGGGCACCGCCGUGCACUGGAACGAGAGUGCCAUGUUCGAGCAGCUUCGCCUGGAUGGCGCGUACGAAACACCGGACCUGGUGCGAACUGCGCUGGAUUCCGACGCCGAUGUCACGCCAAUCAGCAGCAUCACGAUUGAUCCAAAAGCAGAGUCAGGCAAAUCGAGCCUCAGACGCACCCCCACAAAUCCACUGGUCAGGCGACUUCACGAGCAAACAGGGAGCCACCCAUUGUCCAAGUCGAUGCGAGCUGGCUCCAUUGUCGAGCCAGAAGUGCCAUUGGAGCCCAUUCGAACUGAUGCUGAGAACCACGACCAAGAGGUUGAGCAACUGGAUGGUGAGGAGAGCGACACAGAGGAGUAUACUGACGAGCGCGCGCGAAACGUCAUUCACGGCCGCCUCGUACAAGGCCACAUUGUCGACGAUGCCCACCCGUCUCCAUCCAUGUCUGCAACCUCGCACAGCACCUGGCGCAAUCGCGCUCCAUCCGACGGCGACAACGACGAUAUACCCACCCAUAUGAUGGCCUCUUUCGUUUCGAAUGCGUCGUCUAAUCGCAACAGAGAGACUGAACACUCGCACGCCCUGGGUGGAACCUACGACGCUGCUGCUUCAUCUGAAGACGAAGAAGAAGAUCUCAAGAAUCCCGAGCUCGAGACCAUGGUCACGCUUGUCGGUAAUGUCAAAGAUCGCCCCGUCUUCAUUGUCGACGACAUGAUGGACAAGUCUGCAUCGUGGAUUGCCGCCGCCGAGACGGUCGUGAAGCGCGGUGGCGCAACCAAGGUGUACUGCUUUGCUACGCACGGCAUCUUUGGCGGUGACUGUCUCGAGGAGAUGAACAACUGUGACGUCAUUGACAAGAUUGUCAUCACCAAUGCAUUUCCCGUCCCUGAACACAAGCUUGCUCAGGCGAGUCCGAACAAGCUCGUAAUCAUGAAUGUCGAUAACCUGCUAGCAGAGGCAAUACGGCGCAAUCACCAUGGUGAGAGUAUGAGCCAGCUCUUCAUGCACUACGACUGA
This is a messenger RNA of Exserohilum turcica Et28A, 1614 nucleotides long. RefSeq lists its product as uncharacterized. Gene Ontology annotation, biological process: purine nucleotide biosynthetic process; 5-phosphoribose 1-diphosphate biosynthetic process; ribonucleoside monophosphate biosynthetic process. NCBI's taxonomy places the organism in Eukaryota, Fungi, Ascomycota, Dothideomycetes, Pleosporales, Pleosporaceae. Bases 1 to 1614 code for a protein of 537 amino acids. The record is from RefSeq and is a predicted model, not a curated record. The transcript is spliced from 5 exons. Gene Ontology annotation, cellular component: cytoplasm; ribose phosphate diphosphokinase complex. Gene Ontology annotation, molecular function: ribose phosphate diphosphokinase activity; magnesium ion binding.